UUUAAACUCACUCACUCACUCAUCAAAACUCGAAAACAAAACAGCUUUUCUUGUUCUCUCUUCUUCUUUUCUCUGUUCUCAGCUCAGUUCAAUCAAGUUCAUAAAAAUGGCAUCUUUUGCCUCAAAAACUCUGGCUUUCCUCUUUCUCGUCUCUCUACUCCAUUUGGGUUCAUCGGCUAGGAUUCUUUCCGGUGAGUCCGACAAAACCCAGGAGCCACUUCCUUUCCAGUACCACAAUGGCCCUCUUCUCUUUGGAAAAGUCUCCAUUAACCUGAUAUGGUACGGAAACUUCAAGCCAUCCCAACGAGCCAUUGUCUCCGACUUCAUUACCUCCCUUACUUCUCCAUCUUCUUCCAAACCCAACACAGACCAACCAUCAGUCAGCACGUGGUGGAAGACCAUCGAAACCUACCAGCGCCUUGCUAACUCCAACUCCAAGAAACCUUCGUCCCUCUCCAUCUCAUUAGGAGCCGAGUUCAUCGACGAGACCUACUCUCUCGGAAAAACGUUGACCAGUAAACACAUCGUGCGACUGGCCUCCAAGGGCGGUCAAAAGGACGCCAUCAACGUUGUUUUGACUGCCGCUGACGUUGCCGUCGAAGGGUUCUGCUCUAGUAAGUGCGGGACACACGGUUCAUCUCGGUCCGACAACAAAUUGAGAGGAAAUAUAAAGAGCUCCAAGUUCGCUUACAUCUGGGUCGGAAACUCGGAGACCCAGUGCCCAGGUCAAUGCGCAUGGCCGUUCCACCAGCCCAUUUACGGACCACAAGCACAGCCACUGAUUGCUCCAAACAACGACGUGGGUCUUGACGGAGUGAUCAUCAACCUGGCUAGCCUUUUGGCUGGAACCGCAACGAACCCGUUCGGAAAUGGGUACUUCCAAGGACCGAAGGAGGCUCCACUAGAGGCGGGUUCGGCUUGUCCCGGUACUUUUGGGAAGGGGGCCUACCCUGGAUACGCCGGUGAUCUCUUGGUUGACCCCACGACUGGUGCCAGCUACAAUGCUCACGGCGGCAAUGGAAGGAAGUACUUGCUUCCGGCUCUGUUUGACCCUUCCACCUCCACUUGUUCUACCUUGGUUUGAUCAGCUUGAGAUACGAAUUAAGAGCAUUUGUAGGUGUUAUAUGAUAUGAUAUGAUGUGCCUAAUACUUGUUAUUAAUUAGUAUAUAAUAUAUAUAUAUAUAUAGAGGGAUUGUUAAUUAAUUAUUUAAUUCUUUUUUAUUCACCAUGUAAAGUAAACCACGAUUAUAAUAAAGCUUUGGUAUUAUUCUUUACAUGAAA
Messenger RNA from Humulus lupulus (European hop), 1282 nucleotides. Its product is annotated as protein PHOSPHATE-INDUCED 1-like. The record is from RefSeq and is a predicted model, not a curated record. NCBI's taxonomy places the organism in Eukaryota, Viridiplantae, Streptophyta, Magnoliopsida, Rosales, Cannabaceae. Bases 107 to 1084 code for a protein of 325 amino acids. The transcript has a single exon.